CCCGGGGUGAUUGAGAGACGCUCCCCGGGUCCCGGGGUGAUUGGGAGACGCUCCCCGGGUCCCGGGGUGAUUGAGAGACGCUCCCCGGGUCCCGGGGUGAUUGGGAGACGCUCCCCGGGUUCCGUGCGGCUUCAGGCGGAGGAGAAGCUUCGGCCUCUCGCUGUUUGUUGCGGGAUUGAAGCGGCGGCCUCCCCGGGGAGAGAGUCUGGGUCCCGGCCCAGGCCCGCAGUGAGGCCCCGGCCCCAGGCCCGCAGUGAGGCCCCAGGCCCGCAGUGAGGCCCGGUCCCUCCGGAGACCCCCCUCCCCCUCCCCCUCCCCAUGCGGGGCGGGGCGGCGUUGGCCGGUCUCCGGCUCCGGACCAGCUUCGAGUUUGGGAACCGGGAGGUGGCGAAAUGGUUCCCCGGACACAUGGCGAAAGGACUCAAAAAGAUGCAAGCCAGUCUGAAAAAAGUGGAUUGCAUUAUUGAAGUUCAUGAUGCCAGGAUUCCUUUGUCUGGACGUAACCCUAUGUUUCAGGAGGCCCUGGGUGUCAGACCCCAUCUACUAGUACUAAACAAAAUGGAUUUGGCUGAUUUGACAAGUAAACAGAGAAUCCUGAGACAGUUGGAACAGCAAAGAAUCCAAAACAUUCUCUUCACGGAUUGCCUACGAGACAGAGAUGUAAACGUGAAGAAAAUUGUUCCUGCUGUUACAGAGCUCAUUCAGAAAAGUGACCGGUUUCACAGAACAGAGAACUUAGAAUAUUGCUUGAUGGUAAUUGGUGUACCAAAUGUUGGCAAGUCGUCUCUCAUUAAUGCCAUGCGAAGGAUGUAUUUAAAAAAAGGCAAAGCCUCCAGGGUUGGUGGAGAGCCAGGGAUUACCAGAGCCGUGCUCACAAAGAUACAGGUUUGUGAAAGGCCCCUCAUCUAUCUAUUAGAUACUCCCGGUGUCUUUUCUCCACGUAUAGAAAGUUUGGAAGUUGGAAUGAAACUGGCACUCUGUGGAACUAUAUUGGACCACUUAGUAGGAGAAGAAAUAAUUGCAGAUUAUCUACUUUUCACACUGAAUAAACAACAGAAGUUUGAUUACGUUGAGCGAUAUCAGUUGGGAGAGCCUUGUGAUGAUCUGCAGACUGUGCUCAAAAAAAUAGCCGUCAAACUCGGCAAGACACAGAAAGUAAAAGCCAUCACUGGUGUUGGUGACAUAAACAUCCUCAUGCCAAACUACAGUGCAGCUGCAUAUGACUUCAUCAGGGCAUUCCGGAAAGGUGAACUGGGAAAGGUCAUGCUGGACUGACGUUAACGCACCUAGUUUUAAACAAUGAAGAGCAGAACAUCUUACCAAAGAUUUGAGAUGGCCAAAGUUCCAUUGUGGGAACGAUCUGCAUCACAGUGUAUUGGAGCACUUCUUAAAAUACCUUUCACGUCAUGUGAAAUACUAAUUCAAAAAUGAAUGUUGCCUGACUGAUGAACAUGUUGAACAUGGCUGUUUUAUGUUCAAAGUUCAAGGGUUUCAUUCUCGGUGAGUUUUGGGAAUGACAACCAAAUAAAGUUGGGAACUCUUGUACAAAUGCCAAAUGGUUGGAAACAGCCUGAAUAUAUAAUACUCAUGACAAAAAUAAAGAACUGAACAAUAAAUCCAUCACUGCUGCCUUUUCAGAUCAGGUAAAAACUGAGAGUAGUUUUGGUUAAAAAUAUGCGAUGUAGUUUUUUGCAAGUCGGUCAAGAUAUCAACACAGUCUUCAAUAAAACUAGGUUACAUGAAGAAGUUUCACAAUUGCCCCAAUUUUAGUCAAAAUUAAGAAAUGACUAACUUUAAUUGUUUUUUUUGAAUAUUAGUUAACAUAGCAAGUGCUGACAGUGCCACAAGAAGAUUUGAUUUGAAUAAAUUAAUGAACUUCAGUCAUAUGCCCAGGUUCAUUAUACUGGUUGUGUUUACAUUAUCAAUAUUCAUUCAAAACUUUAGACUCAGUAACUCCUUUCCAUUUCAUUGUCAUUUUGUCUUUCGUAUUUAUCAUUUUUAAGCAAGUAUAUAUAUUGUUAAAAGUUAUUUAAUUCCAUCUUUUGUAAUAUUUUCUGAUCGAAUAGCUCCUCAUGAGCAUAUGUGCCCCAUCACCACCCCUAACUUUUAGUUAAUUAUCUUUAUUGUCCAAGAUGAAUUGUGGUCUGCUGUGUCAGAAGUGAUUUUUGAAAUGAUUAAAGUUUUGCGUUUGCAUAAAACGUGGUCAGUUAUUUUGGUAUGUCCUCUAUGUGACAAACCUAAAUUCGCUCUGCAUUGGCCUAGAUUCAUUAGAUUCGUUCUGUGUCCACUGGAAAUUGUUCCAUUUUGGUCCCUUCAGUGACAUGAGACUCUUGGGUUCACUCUUGUGUCCAAUUCAUUCUUUAAAGAUCACAUUGUACAGUUGAAUAUGGAAUGUAUCACGAUGCAUUUAGAUUCUUUCAUCUACUCUGGGUGCAGCAGCCAUUAUUUAAAUCAAUAUGAGACAGCACUAAAAUCACAUUACGAAGUUUAAUGCAUUGAAUUUCUGAAUCUACUUUAGUUUUAGUGCAAGUCCAAAUGACCUGUAAUUCCCCUGUGGCAGUUAGAAGACACCCAGUUACCUUUGUGAAAAUAACAAGUGGGUAUAGUCCACUUACUAAAGGGAUCGUGAAAAGUAUGCUCAUGUCCCCUCACGUUCCAGGUUGUGAAUACUGUGGAGUUUUUUUUUUAUACAUUCAGCUCAAACAUCGAACAAAUUUCCAGUAGGUAAUGAUGUGCUUUAUCAUGAAGCAUGAGGCAUCUUAACUCGAUCACUAUUUGUGUAUUUCUGCCGCAUUUGAUGCUGUGUGUAAAAUAUAAAUUAUGGAAAAGAAUAAAAUAAAAAUUAAAUCAA
Molecule: messenger RNA, 2851 nt
Organism: Hemiscyllium ocellatum (epaulette shark)
Lineage: Eukaryota; Metazoa; Chordata; Chondrichthyes; Orectolobiformes; Hemiscylliidae
Gene: mtg1
Product: mitochondrial ribosome-associated GTPase 1
Exons: 11
Coding region: 319-1275 (318 amino acids)
Cellular component (GO): mitochondrion
Molecular function (GO): GTPase activity; GTP binding
Source: RefSeq, a predicted model, not a curated record